Aedes albopictus (Asian tiger mosquito) is the source of this 987-nucleotide messenger RNA. Its product is annotated as galectin-4. Bases 201 to 632 code for a protein of 143 amino acids. NCBI's taxonomy places the organism in Eukaryota, Metazoa, Arthropoda, Insecta, Diptera, Culicidae. The record is from RefSeq and is a predicted model, not a curated record. Gene Ontology annotation, molecular function: galactoside binding; carbohydrate binding. The transcript has 3 exons.
AUAAAACCGUUAUCACUCAAAUGUUUAUCGUUGAUAAAGAAAAGGGAAGGUUCACACACAGUCUAUAUCAACGAACGUCCGCCGCCCGAUCGGAUUCAGUGUUAGUCGGUGGAGUGCAGCUCAUCCAGCCUAGCUAGCUAGUGAUUUACCCUAGUUCGUCUCAGUCGAAGUGUGAAUCUUGUGUGAAAACUCAAAUCAAAAUGUCCCAACUUCCAGUGUACAAUCCACCAUCGCCCUUCCUCGGAUACAUGCCGGCCGGGCUUGGCCUGUACCGCAAAGUGGUUAUUCGUGGCAAAAUGACUCACGAUCAGUUCAACAUCAAUCUCCAGUCGGGCCCGAACGUGAAUCCCCGUGACGACGCCCCCCUGCACAUCAGUAUUCGCCCGAGGGAUCAGGUCAUCGUACGUAACACCUACCAGUUCCGUAGCUGGGGCAUUGAGGAGCGCCACGGUGGCUGCCCGAUCCAGAAGCGAUCCUACUUCGACAUCCAGAUCACCGUGAAACCGGACACGUACAGCAUAGCGGUUAAUGGGUGCCACUUCUGCGAGUUUGCCCACCGGCAACCCUAUGCUUCGGUGCGAUUUGUCCACAUUGGCGAGGGGGCCCAGGUGGAUGCCAUCGUGAUGGAAUGAACUCACCACCGGCACCGGUUUAUGGACAAAGUUUAGGCGAUAAGAUUGUCGACACAUGCGAUAAGAUAGAGAGAAUGAUGGAAAGCUAAUCCGGGGACUUUUGUGUAUCGAGUUUGCAGCAGUCGAUGUUUUAACGUGUUGCAGAAAUUCCAGACGAUUGAUUGAUAACGAUAACGUGUGCGCGAUUUACAACCCUGGAGAUGUCAUCGGAAAUAAAAGCUCGUAAAUGGAGUUCGUCUAUAAAACUGCUCUCAGUUUAAUCGUUUCUCUAUGGAAAAAGAUUUUGUUUGCAUUUUUUAGUGUUUAAAGUAUCACCUGUUACGCUACAGAAAUAAAGUUCCGUAAUUUAACUAUA